AUGGACUGGCAUAAAAGCUUCGUGGCAGCUCUAUUGAUCAGUUGCUGUAAUGGGUUUUUAGUGAAGGGUCCAUCUGGUCCAUUGGUUGCUCCUCUGGGGUCAUCCGUGGUUUUGCCCUGUUAUGUUAACGAAUCUUUACCUGUGAAAGAACUAAAAGUGAUCUGGAUAAGAACAAAUCUGAACACUUUAGUGCAUGUUUUUCAAGACGGCGAGAGUCGACCAGAUGCCCAGUAUCAGGAUUAUUAUCAAAGAGCUCAUUUCUUUACUGAGGAGAUUCAGUAUGGGAACUUUUCUCUCCGCCUGGAUGACAUUAGAGCUGAAGAUAAAGGCUUUUACCGAUGUAAAGUGUACACUGAGCAGGAAUCUGAUGAAACCCUGGUUCAAAUUAAAACAGUCGAGUAUUUGAGUGUGUCAGGAUCUGCCGGUCCAGUUUCUGCGUCUGUGGGUGAAGACGUCACUCUCAGCUGCGCUGUAAAGUCUCACGUCCCUCCUGAAGAGAUUGAGCAGGUCUCAUGGAGAAAAACAGAUAAAGACCUCCAGCUUCUGCUUUUUGAGAAGAGCGCUGUGAUUUCUGGAGAUGAGCGAUACAGAGAGCGCGUGGAGUUUUUCUCCUCUGAAAUCCCCAAAGGAAACUUCUCUGUCAGACUGAGGAGCACCAGAACUGAAGACGCAGGAGUUUACAUGUGUCUCGUCAAGACUGGAAACUUUUCAGCCAGUGCAACUGCAGUACUGGAGAAACUGGGUUACUCUGUUUUACACAUAAUUGUGUUGAUUCUCUGUAUUGCUGCAUCGGGAUCUGCUGUGAUACUGUGA
This is a messenger RNA of Danio aesculapii, 813 nucleotides long. Its product is annotated as butyrophilin subfamily 3 member A2. Gene Ontology annotation, biological process: immune response; T cell costimulation; cell surface receptor signaling pathway. Lineage: Eukaryota; Metazoa; Chordata; Actinopteri; Cypriniformes; Danionidae. The record is from RefSeq and is a predicted model, not a curated record. Gene Ontology annotation, cellular component: external side of plasma membrane. The transcript is spliced from 5 exons. Bases 1 to 813 code for a protein of 270 amino acids.